GGCUGGUCAGUAUGAUCUACUGUGUAUCUCCUACUACUCCUGGGAGCACGAUCACGAAUGGAGGCAACAUCAACAAGAUUGUAAACCAUGGUUUAUCCUGUGUCUCUGCGUCAAGCGGCUUUGAGAUUAUGGCACCCUUUGUAUGCAGUUGGCAGAACUACAUGUACUAAUAGUGCUGCAGGUAGACAGUGGGUGUCUCGGAAUCAGAGAUUGUCUACUUCUGUCAGACAGCAUGGAGGAAGGACUUCCACAAGUGUUGGCUGGAGGACUCUUAAGCUUGUGCUGCUAAGUGUGCCAUUGGGUGGAAUGGCUUAUUAUUUCACACUUGACAGAGUUGGCCAAAGGAGAUUCUGGAUAACUAUCAAUGGUAGCCUCCGUUUUGUCAGGUCACUCUACCUGGGCCUGCUGAUAUCACUGGAUUAUAAAUAUUCACUGUGGGGAUUGGAAGAGGACAGCUUGGAGUAUCGACAGCAGAUUAUGUGUUGUCACCAGCGUGCAGCAGACAGGAUUGUGUAUGGGGCAGUCAUGAACGGAGGGUUGUACAUCAAGCUGGGCCAAGGACUGGUAUCCUUUAACCAUUGUCUCCCGCCUUGGUGUUUGUAGGCCUUGGUACGGAGGUAUAAGGAAGUGGAUGCCCUGUUGGAGGACUUCAACACCACGCCGGACACCAUGUUUGCUGAGUUUGAUGAUGAACCCAUAGCAGCCGCCAGUCUGGCACAGGUGCACAGAGCUGUCACAGUGGAUGGACAAGAAGUUGCUGUCAAGGUACAGUAUAUUGACUUACGAGACCGGUUUGAUGGAGACAUCCACACGCUUGAGAUUCUGCUGGACAUCAUAGGAUGGAUUCACCCGAGCUUUGGAUUCAAAUGGGUGUUACAGGACUUGAAAGGAACCCUCGCUGAGGAGUUAGACUUUGAGUUGGAGGGGGAGAAUUCUGAACACUGUGCCACGGAUCUGAAUUAUCUACCCUAUAUCUACAUUCCUAAAGUCAUCUGGGAACAUACCUCUAAGAGAGUGCUGACAGCUGAGUAUGUUGAGGGGUGUAAAGUCACAGAUGUGGAGGGGAUCAGGAAGAUGGGCCUUUCUCUGGCAGAUGUUGAUGAAAAGUUGAUCACAGCCUUCUCUGAACAGCUAUUCAGCUCUGGAUUUGUUCAUGCUGACCCUCACCCAGGAAAUGUUCUUGUAAGAAGAGGCUCAGAUGACAAAGCCCAGCUAGUUCUGUUGGACCAUGGAUUGUACCAGAACCUAGAAAAAAACACACGGCUGUCGCUGUGCAGGCUGUGGAAGGCUGUUGUUCUCAAGGACAAGGAGAAGAUGAAGUGGUUUUCCCACCACCUAGGGGUGAAAGACUGGUACCUGUUCUGUGAGAUCCUGAUGCAGCGACCAAUCCACAUCCAGUCUGGAGGCUACAUGAGUUUUAAGGCUCAGAUGACUCCUGAUGACAUUAAGUACAUGAGGAAGAUGGCGGUGGAUCAUUUUGAUCGCAUCAUGGUCGUUCUAAAGGACCUUCCCAGGUCCAUGCUCCUGGUUUUCAGGAACAUCAACACCAUUCGCUCCAUCAAUGCCCAGCUGGGCCAUCCUGUGGACAGGUACACCAUCAUGGCAAAAUGUGCAAUAAGGGGAAUGACUACAGACAGUGGGAAACAGAUGUCCCUGGUGAGCAGGAUUCAAGCUGCCUGGGAGAGUAUGGUCUUUGACUGUUUACUCAGGUAUGAAAGGUGGCACAUGUGGCUGACCACGUGUUACCUGAGGCUGCUGCAAAGGCUCGGCAUGGCACCUGCAGAACUGGUCCAACUGACCGCGCAGCUUCAGUCCUGAGGACUUCUCAAUAUACGAGUGGCAGGGUCCAGCAGGUUCAGUCAUUACAGCAAGAUAAUUACACAUGUACAUUGUAUUAUAAUAUAUGGGUAAAUAGGUUUUGUUGUUAGCUAAUACCUGUAUGUAGAAUUGACACUAGAGAGGUAGCCUUUACUGUAAUUGCAGAUGUGAAACUUGCUGGAUAGUUGUAAGAGUGACACCAAUAUGAAAGCCAUGAGUGUAGCUGCCAACAUGGUAUAUUAGCAGGGCUCGAAAUACACCUGCAUAUGCAGGUUAGUGCAGGUGAAAGUUGGGCUGUGCAGGUAUUUCUGAUGCCUACCUGAACCCCACCUGCACCAGACUUUUCAGACUUGUCCUUGUAAUUCCUAAUCCUAAUCCUAUACAUGAGAAAUGACCCAGCUGGUUAUGAUGACAGUGAUGAUGAUAACUGUUAGAUUGUAAUUAUUGUGAGUACAUCAAAAUGUAACUUUUCAUUUAGUUUAUCAUGCAAGGCAGUUUUCCUUUAAUAACAUACUUUGUUAAUUGAUAAACAUAAUAAAGUAUGUUCAAAGGGUUAUUUUAUCCACUUUUGGAGUAUGUUUGAAUGGUGCAGGUAACAUUUUUCUGGUGCAGGUAACUUUUGAAAUUGCCAAAACCAGUGCAGGUAGACAGAAAAAAGUAUUUUUAGCCCUGGUUAGUGUUACCAGUCAACCACACUAGUGUCACUUUUACUACACUAGUUCACUUCUUGAAUAUACAAGUCUUUACAAUGAAUGACUUAUCGCUUGUGAUGUCAUAUUUUUUGUAGCUUCAAUUCUUGUUUUUAUGUUUAUGGUGUCCACUUUCAAUUUAGCCAUCUUGUUCUUUUUCACACAUCAUGUUUUUCUUUCGCCCUAUCUCAUUAUUUUUGCAGUCUACAGAGGAUGUCAUUUAUAAAAUGUACUUGCUGGGGACUAACAGAAGUUCACACAUUCCGACAUUUGCUAUUUACUUCAAUUCUUUUUACAACGUUUAUGGUGUCUGUUCAUCAUGUUAUUUUUGACCCAUCUUUUUUUUUUCACCCUAUCUCUUUAUUUUUGCAGACUGCAGAGAAUGUCAUCCAUAAAAUUUACUCGCUGUGGCCUAAAUUAUGUUAUAGUGAAAUCAAUCUGCAUGUCUGAUAAUGUUCACCUUCACUAAGCUUCAUAGUACUACAGGUAUGAAAUUCCCACUCUGGAAUUAUAAUCAAAACCGGAAGUUUCAUUAUAGUACCUUAGGAAGCUGCUAGUAGGCCAUUAUUGCACUUGACCUUCAUUUUACUGACCCCUACCAACCCAAACAUACCGACCUAACAAAUUUCACCAGGAUCCAUCCGAGUCUCCUCGAGUUAUGUUGCAUGAUAAAUUAGAAAACUCUAUAAUCCAGUAAAAUCUACAAUUAUUAUAGGACAAGACCAUCAUUGCAUUAAGGAUUUAUAAUUUCAAAACGGGCACUCUUUAAAAUAACCCUUGUUUAUUUAGAAAAAAAUUGUUUUCGUUUCACUCUAGCUUUUGAUAAUUUCUGGUGCAUCUCUCCUCUCAUAAAGCUUUGUUGAAAAAUCACGACCCCUUCUUCAGAUGUUUGAAAAAUAAACCACACCCGCUGCAUG
Branchiostoma floridae (Florida lancelet) is the source of this 3424-nucleotide messenger RNA. RefSeq lists its product as uncharacterized. Lineage: Eukaryota; Metazoa; Chordata; Leptocardii; Amphioxiformes; Branchiostomatidae. The record is from RefSeq and is a predicted model, not a curated record.